GUUGUCGGUUUCCCACAGCGCCCCUUUAAAAAAAGCUUGAAGGAAGAGAGAGAGAGUGUGAGUGUGAGGGAGCCCGUUUGCAGAAUCACAGCUUCCGAUACUGGAGCUGCGACAAGAUCCUUGCUUUGAUUAAAUUGACUCUAAUUCAAUUAGUUACUGUUACGGGCUGAAAAGAGUGAAAACAAGAUAAUAAAAGAUGGCAGGCGCAAUUAUAGAAAAUAUGAGCACGAAGAAGCUCUGCAUUGUUGGAGGGAUUUUGCUGGUUUUCCAAGUAAUUUCCUUUCUGGUGGGAGGUUUGAUCGCUCCAAGUCCAACUAUAGGAGUUCCAUACCUUGCAACAAAAUGUGUGGAUGUAAGAAAACACCAUCAGAAAUCAAAGUGGUUCAUGCCAUGGGGUCCCAACCAGUGCCCAAAGAAGAUCCAGGAAUUUACUGAAGCUAUGCAGCAACAGAUUGCAGCCAAUGACAUCGUGUUUACAAUCCACGUCCCACACCAAAGUUGGGAGAUGAGUUCCUGGUUUCAGUUUCUAUUGGUUGUUCUGCAGUUUGAGAUCGAAUUUCAGAUUGACAAUGAGAUAAGUGAGGGAGCUGUGGUGACAUUGGAUGUCUCGUUAGGUUAUCGUGAUGACCGCUUUAGUGAAUGGACAGAAAUGGCCCAUUCAAUUGAGAAACGGAAGCUGAGUUGCAACUUCUCAUCUCCAAAAAAUUAUGACAGUCAGGGUCAACUAUAUGAUUGUGAUUUGCUGCCUUUCAUGGAAUUGGGGAGCGUGGCGCACAAGUAUUACCUGAUUAACAUUCGACUUCCUGUCAAUGAGAAAAAGAACAUCAACUUGAAAAUCGGAAAACUCAAGGAUCUCAGGAUGGUGGCAAUCCAUCAGAAUGGGGGAUUCACAAGGGUAUGGUUUGCAAUGAAAACCUUCCUGACUCCAAGUAUUCUUAUCAUUAUGAUCUGGUAUUGGAGGCGUAUUACAAUGAUGACUCGCCCCCCUGUCCUUUUGGAGAAAGUAAUUUUUGCACUUGGAAUCUCAAUGACCUUUAUAAAUAUCCCAGUGGAAUGGUUUUCAAUUGGAUUUGACUGGACGUGGAUGCUGCUGUUUGGAGACAUUCGACAGGGGAUCUUCUAUGCAAUGUUGCUGUCAUUUUGGAUUAUCUUCUGUGGGGAGCAUCUCAUGGACCAGAAUGAGCGGAAUCGACUGUCUGUUUACAUGAAGCAGAUUGUGCCGAUUGGUUUUGGUUCCUUUUGCCUCUUCAUUUUCGAUCUUUGUGAAAGGGGUGUACAACUGACCAACCCAUUCUACAGUAUUUGGGCCACUGAUGUUGGCACGGAGUUGGCUAUGGCCUUCAUCAUAGUUGCAGGUAUCUGCGCCUGUCUGUAUUUCUUUUUUUUGUGCUUCAUGGUGUUCCAGGUCUUCCGAAAUAUAAGCGGCAAACGAUGUUCACUCCCAGCUAUGUCCAAAGCAAGGAGACUGCACUACGAGGGGCUGAUCUUUCGGUUCAAGUUCCUGAUGCUCGUCACACUGACAUGUGCUGCCAUGACUAUUGUAUUCUUCAUUAUAAGUCAGGUAAAUGAGGGACCCUGGAAGUGGGGAGAAUACAUUGUGCAGGUAAACAGUGCAUUCUUCACUGGCAUUUAUGGCAUGUGGAACCUCUACGUCUUCGCUAUCAUGUUUCUGUAUGCUCCAUCCCACAAGUGUUACAGUGAUGCCGAUCAGUCAAACGGUGAUCUUGGCGUAAAUGGUGGUGAAGAACUGCAGUUGACCACCACAAUCACCCAUGCUGAUGGACCAACUGAAAUUUACAGAUUGGCUGGCAAGGAAGCUCAAGAGUAAUCACUGGAAAAGAAUAGGGAGAGACCAUACCAGCAGCACAAGCCCAAUGAGAAUUUCCCUGUGGAAUGGAAAAACUGUAUAAAUCUGCUCAAUUAUACAUAGACUGAUAUUAUGUGAUAGGGACUUGUGCCUGUUGGAAUUUGUUGCUGGUGAGAUGGGACUCCUGCUUCCAGUAAUUUUACCACAACUUGUAAUGCCUGUGGAAGAUUCCAGAACUGCCUUUUUGUGAAAUGGGAUUAUUUCCAUUUUUAAGUCUGAAAGAAUUCAAGUGCACAUUUAUUUGUCAAAGCAAAUUACCAUCACCAUAGUUUAUAUCUCACUGAACAUUAAUUUCUGUAAGUAUAUAAAGUAUUGUAGCAUUGCAACUUUGUGUAGGCAGCCACCUCCAGUGCUCAAGGGAUUGGCCCUAAGUGAAUGUGCAAGAGGGAAGGAAAGAACUCGUAUUUAAAAGCGCAUUAUGAAGUCCUCUGAUGCCCCAACGCGCUUUAUAUCAAGUAACUUACAUGGAUGUAAUGGAUUUAGAUUCAAAUAUUUUAAAGAAGGGCAUUAGUGCAGUUGGAAUUUCUGAUAGACAUAAAAAUUACUGUCAGUACACUAUUUUAAAAAUGUUUUUACAGUGUACAUUAUAAACUUAGAUUAUCGGCAUACAGAAAUAUUUGUUUUAGAUGAUUUUUAAGUAUGCAUUCCUUUUUGAAGGAGGAAGAGAAACCUAAAGGAGGUUGAAUGUGUUGAUUAAUUUGUUGAGAUCCUUGGAAAUGUAUGCAGAUCAUGGGUUAUGCUAUAUGCAGACAGACUGCAGACUUUUAUGUAAGUGUAAACCAGUAAUGUUCAUAUUGCAGCCUGAACCUCUGCAUGUGUCACUCUUCACCUAUAGGCCACCUGGUGCUUGUGUUGUGCCUGGGCUUCCAUUCACAGCUAUGAGAUGUUGCCAGUGUGUUGACAAUUCUCCUGCUAACCAGUGAGAGGAAUUAGAGGAUUGCUUUUAGAUGGUAGGGUUAUUCCAACACCUUAAUGCAAGUAAAAAGCUCUUUUAAACCAUAUAAUGAUGAGUCUAGAUUUAAUUUUCCUAUUUUACUUUGGGAAAGUACCAGGCCUUCAUUCCAAUCAAGAGCACAGGUUGUGAGGAUUUGGAGGUGCAACCUGAAAGACCCUUGAGCAAGGCACUGGCUAGAGAUAUUAUCCCCUUUUACAAAAAGUCAUUAAGAACUUUAUCAUAAAAGGUGCCUUGUCUUUUUUUUCCCCUGCAGGUACUGGGGUCCAUUACCCCUAGGGGUCAGCAAUCUCCAGAAUUUUAUCAACGUAACUAUUCUGAAUCUGAGUGUUGGUUGACAAUUUAGCAUAGGACAAGGACAUAACAACUGAACCUGAUCAUGUUGAUAAACAUCUGCUUUCCAGCAAACAUCAGUGGAUACUGAUCAGGGACACAUCAGUGAAUCAUGACUGAUUUUUGUUCUUUUAAGUUUUCCCUCCUCUUCUUGGCCCAGGCCACCAAGGUCAGUUGUGACAUGGAAACUACUGCUGUAGCUGUGAUAGACUUGAGGUAAAAACUGAGAUUAUCCAGGUCUGUAUGAUUCAGCACCACACCAUAAUGUUUAUCAUCUAAGGGAUCAAGAGAAUUGUGCCCAAUGCUUUUAAGGUGUGUUUCAUUUAGUUGAUCAAGAAAAAUCUAGUGUCAAUGAAUAGAUGUGAAGUAGGACUUGACAUCAACAAACAUAAGCGAAGGCAUUAGUCAAAUAUUCAGAACAUAACCUGUUACUUAAUGUAAGCAUUAGACAUCUUGCAUCUUGCAAUAGAGAUAUAUUGCACAAUACACUAUCUCAAAUGAUAAAGUUGAAAAAUAUUUACAAUGGCUACUUUUUAUUUAAAGAAAAGGGAUAUGGCAGUCCUUUCUUUGACUCGAACACUUGAAGUGAGAAUUGUACUCCUUCGAAGGUGUAGAUAUUUAAUGAUAUAACAAUGUAGAGUUAAUAAUUUAGGUGGCAAAAGGUGGUUAGGUUUUUUUUAAACUUUAAAGUAGAUUUGCUUGUAUGCUAAUUUUAAAUAAAGUUUGUAUUACUGUGA
Carcharodon carcharias (great white shark) is the source of this 3889-nucleotide messenger RNA. It is a transcript of the gene wls, whose product is annotated as Wnt ligand secretion mediator. Gene Ontology annotation, biological process: Wnt protein secretion; Wnt signaling pathway; intracellular protein transport. Bases 197 to 1828 code for a protein of 543 amino acids. Gene Ontology annotation, cellular component: endomembrane system; organelle membrane. Gene Ontology annotation, molecular function: Wnt-protein binding. The transcript has 12 exons. Lineage: Eukaryota; Metazoa; Chordata; Chondrichthyes; Lamniformes; Lamnidae. The record is from RefSeq and is a predicted model, not a curated record.